AGGUUGGAAUCCCAGAUUAACCCGAUCCAGUUGCGUGUCCCGCUGUAACUUACCCAUAAACAAUGACAGAAACAUAGCAGUUCUGAUUCUAUAAAUGCUCAUAAAAAAUCCAAUCCUGUCAAAAUCAAUGUCCAGAUAGAUUUUGAGUCCCAUAACCCAACUCAAUCAUUGAUUUCAUCUGAAUUCACAACAGCUGAUAACAUAUUUGGACUUCUGGUUAAUCUGAUUCCACCCAAAAACCCCGAAUCUCUCUUUGUUACUCUCGGGCACGAUGGGCACAGAGACCUCGUCAGUGGAUAUUUCGGAGCCCCUGCUUGUGAAUCCUAACGGUAACGGGGAGAAGGAGGAGUAUUUGCGUGAGGAGGUUCCAGAAUGGAAGGAGCAAAUCACGAUAAGAGGGUUGGUGGUGAGUGCUGUGUUGGGGAGCUUGUUCUGCAUCAUCACCCACAAGCUCAACCUCACAGUUGGAAUCAUCCCUUCCCUCAACGUGGCUGCUGGUUUGUUGGGGUUUUUCUUUGUCAAGACCUGGACUGGUUUCUUGACCAAGAUAGGAUUUUUCACCAAACCCUUCACCAAACAAGAGAACACUGUUAUUCAGACGUGUGUGGUUGCUUGCUAUGGCCUUGCCUUUAGUGGUGGCUUUGGUUCAUCCUUGAUUGCCAUGGAUCAGAGAACAUAUGAACUCAUAGGCCCUGAUUACCCUGGUAAUAGAGCUGAAGAUAUUAAAAAUCCAGGAUUGGGUUGGAUGAUGGGUUUCAUGUUUGUUGUCAGUUUCCUUGGACUUUUUAGCCUUGUGCCACUUCGGAAGGUUAUGGUCUUGGAUUAUAAGCUUACAUAUCCCAGUGGGACAGCGACAGCAAUGCUAAUUAACAGUUUCCAUACAAAAACUGGAGCAGAACUUGCAGGGAAUCAAGUUCGGCAGCUUGGGAAGUAUUUAAGCAUAAGUUUUGUCUGGAGUUGCUUUAAGUGGUUCUUCAGUGGUAUUGGCGAUUCAUGUGGAUUUGACAACUUCCCUAGCUUUGGUUUGACACUAUUUAGGAACACAUUCUACUUUGACUUCAGUCCAACCUAUGUUGGAUGUGGCCUUAUCUGUCCCCAUCUAGUAAAUUGUUCAGUUCUCCUUGGAGCUAUUAUAUCAUGGGGCUUUCUGUGGCCUUUUAUCUCUGAGCAUGCUGGGGACUGGUAUCCAGCUGACCUUGGUAGCAAUGAUUUCAAAGGUCUUUAUGGAUACAAGGUCUUCAUAUCUAUUGCCCUUAUUUUAGGGGAUGGUAUUUAUAAUCUGGUAAAGAUUAUAAUUAUAACUAUUAGGGAGAUGUGGAGGGCAAGCUCCAAACAGAUCACCCUUCCUGUUGUGACUGAGGUUAAUGAUGAUGAGAGUUCUAAACUGCAAUCAGUAGAAAAGAUGAGAGAUGAAGUAUUUUUAAAGGACGGGAUACCCACCUGGUUCGCGGCUUCUGGAUAUGUGGGCUUGGCUGCAAUAUCCAUAGCAACAAUACCAAUGAUUUUUCCUCCUCUCAAAUGGUACUUGGUUCUGUGCUCUUACAUCCUUGCCCCUGCCCUUGCCUUCUGCAACUCUUACGGCACUGGCCUCACAGACUGGAGCCUGGCGUCCACUUACGGAAAGAUUGGUCUUUUCAUAAUUGCGGCAGCAGUGGGUCAAAAUGGUGGUGUAAUAGCAGGUGUAGCUUCAUGUGCUGUUAUGAUGUCUAUAGUCUCAACUGCUGCUGAUCUCAUGCAAGAUUUCAAGACCGGUUACCUUACCUUCUCAUCAGCAAAGUCCAUGUUUGUGAGCCAAUUGAUAGGAACAGCGAUGGGUUGUGUGAUCGCUCCUCUCACUUUCUGGAUGUUCUGGACUGCCUUUGAAAUUGGCUCACCUGAUGGCCCUUACAAAGCACCAUACGCCGUUAUAUUCAGGGAAAUGGCCAUUCUUGGUGUUCAGGGAUUCUCAGAGCUUCCAAAGUACUGCAUGGAAAUGUGUGGCGGUUUCUUUGCGGCAGCCCUGGCUAUCAAUCUUGUAAGGGAUGUGACUCCCAAGAAAUUCUCACAGUACAUACCCAUCCCAAUGGCAAUGGCAGUUCCUUUCUACAUCGGUGCUUACUUUGCAGUUGAUAUGUUUGUUGGAACUGUGAUACUGUUUGUAUGGGAAAAGUUGAAUAGAAAGGAUGCAGAGGAUUAUGCUGGGGCAGUUGCUUCUGGAUUGAUAUGUGGUGAUGGAAUAUGGACAAUUCCAUCUGCAAUCCUUUCUAUAAUGAGGAUCGAUCCCCCCAUCUGUAUGUACUUCGGCCCUUCUGCAAGUAGCUGAGAUCAGCACAGUCUGGGUUGUCUUUAAGACAAUGUUUAUAUAUUGUUUCUGUAUGUAAAUAUUUGUCUGUGACAUCAUAGGGAAUCUCCAAGUUUCAUUUCCUCUAUGUUUGUCCAUGUCUGUGUAUUCGUAAAUAUUUAGGGAUGUCAUUCAGUCCCUGAACUGUCUCAGGAAAAAAAUUCGGAAAGGGAUUCCUCCA
Messenger RNA from Vigna angularis (adzuki bean), 2501 nucleotides. Its product is annotated as probable metal-nicotianamine transporter YSL6. The transcript has 7 exons. The coding region runs from base 272 to 2302 and encodes 676 amino acids. Gene Ontology annotation, molecular function: oligopeptide transmembrane transporter activity. Gene Ontology annotation, cellular component: vacuolar membrane. Lineage: Eukaryota; Viridiplantae; Streptophyta; Magnoliopsida; Fabales; Fabaceae. The record is from RefSeq and is a predicted model, not a curated record.